AUGUCAUGUCUCAUUGCGAUUUUACUAUACACAGGAAGAAAUUCGGGAGUAAAUAAUCGUCUGGUACUUGCUUAUGAAAAUAAUUUUGAGUCUUUUCAUGAGACCUUCACCCUAGACCCUGAUCAAAAAUUUCCUGAACUUGACAAGUCUGUCCCAAUAUUCAAAACACCAACCACAUAUCGACAAGCAGGUACUUAUUUUGCUACAUAUUGUUCACUGGAGAAUACCCUCCCUUUCAUUUAUCAGGUUGUAUUCCAGCAGUUAUCCAAGGAUCUUGGAGACCUUCACAAUCCGCUCAGCUACAAUAUCGAGGGAGAUGACAGCUGCUUUCAACAUAUCAAAUCACAAAUUACGGUCAGACGGUCACGACUUAGGAAAAACAAAAUUUCUAUCAAAUAUUUAGAACAGAAAAUAUGUCCUGAAAAUGUUAUUUUCAGAUUGGCUUACAAUGGUAGAAUAACUUUGAUCAGUGGCACUAGAUCUAGAGCCCCUUUAAAUAAUUCGACUACACACAUUGUAAAACUCCAAGAUCCAUUAGAGAUAAAAAAUUACGUCCAAGGUGGUAAAUUUAUUAAGAUCGGAAAACUUGAUGGCAAAACAUAUUCACUAGCAUGGCUUCAAGGUCAUCUACACAUAUUUUUAUGGCUUCAAAACGAAGAAAUGUGGAAAUUAGAUACCUCUCUGGGUGACGUUAUGCAUAAUAGAAAAUUUGCAAUCGAUUUUCUAAGAGAUACUAAUCUACAAAUAAAAUUGAUUAUGAAAAAAAUAAGUGCGGUGGCAGAAGAGUACAAAAAUUCGAAACGAAUUGAUACCGCGGGUGCACAAACUGAAUCCAAAAAGUCUAUCUCCUUUUACAAUCAAAAAUGUCAGAAUCUUAUGUUAGAGAUUGAUACAAGGACUGCGAGACUCGCAGAAGGCUAUCUCCACGAGGGGUUUUGA
Molecule: messenger RNA, 939 nt
Organism: Blumeria graminis f. sp. triticale
Lineage: Eukaryota; Fungi; Ascomycota; Leotiomycetes; Helotiales; Erysiphaceae
Source: the annotation of a GenBank genome assembly